Molecule: messenger RNA, 1776 nt
Organism: Salvia hispanica
Lineage: Eukaryota; Viridiplantae; Streptophyta; Magnoliopsida; Lamiales; Lamiaceae
Molecular function (GO): zinc ion binding; nucleic acid binding
Source: RefSeq, a predicted model, not a curated record
AUGGCUGAAGAUGCUGACAUGCUAGCCGACAUAUCGAAUGCUGAGGUGAGAGAUGUUGCUUCAGACGAUGAAACACCUAUGCGUAGUCCUGUGGUGAAACAACCGUUCAUACCCACUGAUCAGUUGCCACACUUUAGCCCUGGACAUAUCUUCGGCAGCCAAGACUUCUUUAGAGAGGUCCUUCGACAGUAUGGCGUGAUGUCGAAGAGGCCCGUUCGUAUCAAAGUGAAUGAUGAUACAAGAUUGAGAGCUAUGUGCGAUGGGGCUGAUGAGGCUCAAGAAAAUAAAUGGAUCACGGCUAAGUGGUUGGGCAAACAGUUCACUGAGAAGAUAAAAGCAAAUCCGGAAAUCCCAUUGGUUGCAAUCAGACAAUGUGUAGACGAGCAGUUUGGUUCCAGAAUUAGUCGUAUGAAGGCAUACAGGGCUAAGGGACACGUACUCGAAGGCAUCUUUGGGAGCAUCGACAAGCAAUACAAGAAGCUCUUCUACUACAAGAAUGAGCUGCUUCGAACGCAUCCCGACUCAACUGUUCAGAUACAUUAUGAGAACCAUAGACGUACACCGAGCUCAAGUCCAAGGUGGUGGCCUAUAGCUUGGGCUGUUUGUGAAACUGAAAGCUACGAGCAGUGGAAAUGGUUUCUAGACCAUUUGGAUGAGGACUUGCAGCUAUCUGAAAACGACCCUCGAUAUGUAUUCAUGUCUGAUCAGCAGAAGGGAUUGUCGAAGAUAAUUGCUGAAAAGUAUCCGCAGAGUGAGCACAGGUUUUGUGUACAACAUAUGUACAACAACUUUAAGAAGCGGUUCUCGGGUAAAGAGUUGAAGAAAAGGAUGUGGCAAAUAUCUGAAAGCACGACUAUGGAGGCUGCCUAUGAGCAUUUGGUGGGUGUGGCACCAAAAGAAAAAUGGGUCAAGGCGUACUUCUCUUGUCAUGCAAAAUGUGAUACACAGCUGAACAAUAUGUGUGAGACGUUUAAUGCAAAGAUCGCCGAGGCACGUGAAAAACUUAUUCUGGCGUUGUUGGAGGAAAUUCGAACAAAACAAUUGGAGCGUAUCCAGAUUAGGGGUCAGUGGGUGAAGCACUACAACUAUCCCGUACCACCAGUCAUAAAAGAGAUCCUUGAUAAUGCGGCAUCCAACUCUACUUCAUGGAGGAGGAAUGGGGAAAAUGAGUACCAAGUCUCUGGGCCUGCUGGUCAGUUUGUGGUGAACAUGCUCAAUAGGACAUGCACAUGUAGACUUUGGCAAAUCAGUGGCCUCCCUUGCGUGCACGCUACAGUAUCUAUACUCAGGUGUAAGCACCCUCUGACUGAUUAUGUAUCACCACUUUACUUGAGGGCUAGUAUGGCGGCACUAUAUGAGCAUGUGUUAUACCCUGUCAGUUGUAUGGAAAACUGGUCAAGGUCUUCGGAGGUUAGUUUUGAGCUAGACCCUCCCAACACCAAAAGGCAACGUGGCCGCCCAAGGAAACUGAGGAGAGAACAGCCUCAGGUACGUCUUUACGAGAAUGGAGUUGAAUCGUUGCAGCGAACUGCAGUGCUCUCAUGUGGUAGGUGUGGUCAAAUUGGACACAAUAGGCGGACUUGUCAGAAUGACCCUUCAGUACCGAACAGCCAACGCAACCAAGCAAGCGGUUAUGGGAGUCAAGAGCAUGACGCGCAGAGGGACCGACCGCCUUGCCCACCUAUGGAGAGAACGGCUGGGCCGAGCCGUGCUGCUUCGUCAUCAAACCAUGUUCGGAAAGCUCAGAGAUGUGGUCGUCGGAAGACGGCUGAUUAA